Molecule: messenger RNA, 435 nt
Organism: Drosophila takahashii
Lineage: Eukaryota; Metazoa; Arthropoda; Insecta; Diptera; Drosophilidae
Source: RefSeq, a predicted model, not a curated record
AUGUCCGUGGAAGAGGCCAUCUCGAACAUUCCCGAUGAGGUUUUAGAUUACCUGGUGCAACAGCGACAGCGCGAACGGGAAUUGACCAUCGAGAAGGAUGUUCUUAAGGAACGCAUCAAAAAGCUGCAGAACAUCCUAAAAUUACUGGAAGGUCGCGAUAAUGGACUCACCUGUACCGUUUCUGGGGGCAAUAUCUACCAGCAGAGCACCGUGGAACAGGUGAGAAGCAGUCUGCUUGCCAAUCUAUCCAUCUCGAUGGUACUCUUCGUCAAAACCCAUCGGCAGCUGGUAAGAUUACAGCAAGAUUUGCACCAGGACUACGAGACGGUGUGUGACAAUGCCAGCAGGAUCGGGACUACAAACUGAAUUUUUGUUGCAAUAAAAUUAAAUUCGUUUAUAAAAAGAAAGAAAAUAAAUUCAGUAACCGGGAAAUAA